Molecule: messenger RNA, 1252 nt
Organism: Saccostrea cuccullata (small rock oyster)
Lineage: Eukaryota; Metazoa; Mollusca; Bivalvia; Ostreida; Ostreidae
Exons: 4
Coding region: 78-914 (278 amino acids)
Molecular function (GO): protein binding
Source: RefSeq, a predicted model, not a curated record
GGACGACAGGUCAACGUUCCGUUAACCAAAGACGUCUGUGUAACAAAUCUGAGUAGAGAAAGUAGUUACCUCAAGAUAUGUUCAGGGUAACUUGGUGCCUGCUUUUUAUUUUCUUUGCACCUGGGAUUAUAAAUUCCGUUCACUCAUCUGAAAUUCACUCUGAUAUUGAAGCACUAAGAGCCGUGGUUGCUGAGCAGUCUACUUUACUGCGAUCAUUGCAAGCAAGUGUUCAAGAACUUCAGAAGAAAAACGAUUUCCUUGAAAAUGCGUAUGUAGAGCAAGGUCAUGAGCUUCAGUUGCUGAAAAAUACAUUACAAGAACAGAAACAACAACACGUAUCCCAUCCAAACAACAUCUCGAGAGUCGAGUUGAGCCAACAUGAAGUAAGCACCAAGGACUCUCAAAAGCAGGAGGGUGACUCAUCUCAAAGCUCCGCAAAAUUAUCCACGGAUGCCCAGCAUGAGGAACUGCACGAACAUUUGAGAAGCAGAGCAAUUCGACUAUUGACUGGGAGUCUUCCAGAAGAUCGUGUAGCAUUUACUGCAUUUCACGGUGGAAGUGAUGAGAAAAUGACCGUUGGACAGACGAUUGCUCUCAGUGAUAUAAGACAAAACAUCGGAGGAAGUCUGCAUACAAACGGUGUAUUUGCAGCCAGGAUACCAGGGCUUUAUGUCUUUUUCUAUUCUAUUAACUGCGACAACCAAUCCUAUUUAUCUGUCGAGAUUGUUAAGGACUCCACUCAGCUAGGAAGAACUUACUGCAGUGGGCACGGAGGAGAUCACUGGGUUGUGUCUAGUUCCAUGGCUACUGCUGUUCUGUCUGCAGGUGAUACCGUAUGGUUGAGAGUUUAUGGUAUAACUGGUCAGGCUACCAUUGGUGGUGAUACAUCUUUCACGGGAUUUUUGAUUCGCUGAAUUUAUUCAUAAUUCCAAUGGUACGAAAUACACUUUUUUGAAUUCUGAACAAUGUACUCUUGUAAGUCUUCAUAAUUUAGAUUGGAGUCGUAUUGAUAUUGAGAUGAGAAUCGGAAAAAUCUUGGUGGAAUGAAAUAUGAAGAAAACGAACAUUAUUCAGGCUCAAUUGUCCAUUCCAACAAUUAUAACAAAACAGAGCAAACACAGACCUCUAAGACAUCACAGGUACUAGAACAUGUAGGAUCAGGAUUCGGGACCAUAAAACUUAGACGUGUUCAUUUUGAUCUCUCACUUUUCCACUAUAUUUUCCUUUUUAAUAUGUAAAAUUCAGACUAGGA